Messenger RNA from Topomyia yanbarensis, 14236 nucleotides. Its product is annotated as protein qui-1. NCBI's taxonomy places the organism in Eukaryota, Metazoa, Arthropoda, Insecta, Diptera, Culicidae. Gene Ontology annotation, molecular function: protein binding. The coding region runs from base 1443 to 6437 and encodes 1664 amino acids. The record is from RefSeq and is a predicted model, not a curated record. The transcript has 22 exons.
UGGUCGCGUUCGGUUGGAAAAUCCGCGUCGCUCCGUGCUAGAAUCUAGAUCUAGGUGCUAAGCAUAAACACUCUGAUUUACACAGACACAGCUUGGUGUUGAUCGGUGUCCGUUGCAGCUAGCAGCUCUCACACAGGACCGUGUCGGGAGUGGGUAUUCAGGUUUACUAUCCCAUCCCCCGUAGCCAUCGGACCCGUGGCCACGUGUUGGUUUACUCGCAGCAGGUUAUCCCCAUAACUGAAAAUCUCGGUAUCCUGUGGAUUCUACGGAGGAAAUUGAAUGCAUUCUCGUGUCUAGGGAAGACUAGGGCUCGAGGCAUGCUUUCUCGUUGUUGGUAGUUCAGUGCAAAAGUUGGGCUUGGCGCAAUUCUGUCAGGCCGCUCGGUGUCACAAGUGUAGCCAUGUAAAAGGGCGAAAAUACAUAAUAAAGUGAAGAUAAUAAAAAAAUGUAAUGGCGUACAGCUCGGCGUGUCGACCUGAAGGCUUUUACAAUAGAUGAAUAACAUGGAGAAAUAGUGAAAUUGUGCAGUUCAUCCCUAUAGUUUUGUCCGUGUCGCAACUGAAGACUUUCGACGCGUCUGCUUGAGGUGAGGUGAAAGUGGGAAGCAUAUAACGAAGCAGUGCGAAUUGAGGAUUAUUUCCAUGCAAAUCGUUGUGAUGAAGUUGAAAAUAAUUUAAUUGUGAAUUGAAAGGUCAAAAAGUAUAAAAAAGUGCUGUCUUGAGAAGAAUUGCAAUUACAUAAAACCGAGAUGGAAUAGCUAGUGCUAGUGACAGUGAAUAAUACUGAACAGAAGAGAUUUGUCAGACAUAUACCAAACCGGAGAAAAAUAAGCUGGGGAAGUGAUUCACAUUCGUAUCAACUAUAAGUUGCGGCUGUUAUUAUUCAGACACGGCGAGGUUGAAAGAAACGUACGAUUAUUAGGUGGAAUACACAAGUAAUGGUUCAAGAGCAAUGCAAUGUUCACCGGCUUCGGUCUGAUCCCGGCGGUGAAAAUGUGGACUAAGUGCACACCUGCCAAGUAGAACAGGGGAGAGUAAAACGCAACCAGUAGUUAAAGGUCCUUUCACCAUCGGCACCAACCUGCCAGCUAUAUCCAAGACUUCCAGCACAUAACGAGCUUUUCCGUGCGAGGUAAUGCUUUAUAUUACGGAUUGCGUCGCCUCACGCCAACAGAACCGUAAACGUACAGUGGAAAAGCAAGAGAAUUAGAAACUGGAGGAAAAAAUAUCCGCCUGUUGAAACGUGCCUUGGGACUCUAAUAUCAAGACACCUGUAGUCACUCCCUUUCCUAUACGUGCGUUGGGUGAGUGGGGUAGUGCUUUCAGAACCGCAGGACACGACUGUCGGGUGGAAAAGCAAAUGUAAAACCAGACUGCCGACACACACAGAGAGAGAAGACUAGAGUGUGAGAGGGUGGCACUUGGUCCGGAAGCGGAGCAACCAUGGCCGUUUCAGUCGAAGAAGUCGUAUUCAACGCACUACGUGGGCAUCACAACGAGAAAACGAAGCUUCCGUCUCCUCGCAUUAUUAAGAUUUAUGUUGCAAGUUUGAAGGAAGACUUCAAAGAGGAACGCCGGCUACUGCUGGAGGUGAUUGGACCUGAUUUACAGUCGGUUUACGACGAUCGGCAAAUUGAGGUAGAAAUUGUCGACAUUCACUUUGGAACCGGAAACGAUAGCACAGCAGUGGAAUUGGAUCCCUAUGCACUGGACGACCAUUUGUCAGAAAUUGAAACGUGCCACCGGGUGUCGAAGAGUGUCUUUUUUAUUGCGCUGCUAGGAUCACGUUUAGGUAAUUUUUUACUACCGACAAAACUAGACUCAGAAGUCUUUACGGCAAUCAGCCAGUGCUCGACUGCGGCCGAGUGCGAAUGUCUCAGGAAAUGGUACCAGGAAGAUUCGACCAAAGAGGUUUUCGUUCUGCAAACACAAUAUAGGACAAUAGGCCGCCAAGAAUGGAUCACGGAAAAUCGACAACUGCGAGACAUCCUCGAGAGUAAAGUUGAUAAAAUCCUUAAGGCCUUCGAGGACGGUGGUGGGGGUGAAAGCCGAAGUACCGAUCCUGGCGGUGCUUUUGUGCUACCGGAUGGAAUCAAAUUAAUCGAUAGCGAACGGUUCUGUGAUAAUCUUAAACGACUGAAAACCAGAGCACUUCAGUGGGAGAUUCAGAAGGCAUUAGCCUGCUCAGAGGAAAAUGUCUUUGCUGUUUUUCGACAGUGGGAAAAGGGCGCAGAAAACGGAUACAGGGAAGAUGAUAGAAUCGAACAAUUGAAAUCAUCACUGGUUGCUGUGCUAUCUGAGGACAAUCGAGUAAUGCUAACAGUACCGUGGGCGGAGAGUGGUAUCGACCCGGAACUGCCGACCUACGAGAGUUACCUGAAUCGGUUCAAAGCCAGGGUCUUUGAGAAGCUGAAACAUACCAUCGAUCAGAGCCUUGCCAAGGAUCCUAACGGUGGAAAAGGGCGGAAGAAAACGGUGCAGGAAAUAUUCCACGAGCACUCAACCCACCUAAUGUACUUGAAUGAGCACUUAAACGCCAACAAAUACAUAUCAUCCCCAGUACCGGACCGGAUACGGCAGAACGUGCAACAGAACUACCGCUCUGGAAGCCGCCACCCGCCAUAUUUUAUUAACGGUGGUCAUGGCAGCGGCAAGAGUACCCUGCUCUCCCACAUAUACUCGCAGCUGACCGGUUGGUUCGAGCAUAUUAAAGUGCAUCGGGUGAUCCGGUAUGCGUCAGCCACCCCCCGGUCCGCCUACAACCUGGAAUUGUUGCGAGUAAUCUGUCAACAGUUGGCAAUUAUCCUCAACAUACCGGAGGGCUAUUUGCCGAAGGAUGCCUCGUUUGACCCGCUCUACAUCAAUAAUUGGUUCCAGAACCUGCUGAAACACUGUGAAGACCUGCACAACGAGAUAUUGUUUCUCUUUAUUGAUGACCUGCAUAAACUGAAUCCACUAGACUGCGACAUUGUGGCUGCCUUGUCGUGGCUUCCCAUCAGCUUGCCGUGGAAUGUGUUCCUGAUCGUUUCGACCACUGUGCCAAUCGAAUCACUUAAACUGACACCUAUGCAGAAGGAACGCUUCAAAUGCUCCGAUUACUGCUUCGACCUGUCUCUGGAACAAAAUGAAACAGUCGUGCGGAAAGUUGAUGGCUACCAGUCUUUUGAGGAGUACGUGAACAACAUUUUCGAUGCGAUGGAACACCGCUUUGGAGUCAAGGGUUUCAGCAAGCUGGCAAUUUAUAUUACGUGCUCGGAGUAUGGUUUGACCGAGACCGAGUUUCUGGAACUUCUCAUGCCCAUCUCAGACUCGGAGGCACUAAUCGACACGAGGGAGGGUGGCUUUAAUUUCUCCACCUUCCGAACACUCCGCAACGAGAUGAGGGCGUUAUUGCGGGAGAAACUAAUGUCCGGAAAGUUGCUGAUUGUGUGGCGGCACAGUCUCUGCUCGGAUAUCACCAAAGUGCGCUACAUGACACCGGAAAUCUCCCGGUCGGUUCAUUCGGAAAUUGUGAAUUUGUUUUUCCCACCGGACAGCGAGGAAAGCGACGAGAUUUCCAGUGAACAGCAGAGCAGAAAAUCUAGUAUCCAAACGCAGCAUGACGAUAAUGUAACCCAAAUCAUUACCCUAGGACCGGACAUUUCGUACAGCAUUCGCCACGUGGAAGAGUCCUGGCAUCAUUUAAUUAAAUCCGACGACACGAAAAAGCUCAAAGAGAUUGCGGUGUGCAAUUUCGACUUUUUACUAGCAGCUGUACAAACGGUGUCAAUUAGUUAUCUGAGAUGCUUAAUCGAACAUGUACGGUGUUACAUUCUCGAUCGGGACAUUGAACUGGUGUACUACACUAUCCGGAAAUCGAGCGAUGUGCUCACCAGGGAUCCGAUGCAACUGGGGGCUCAGCUGAUAUCUUGGCUUAAAUCAGUGUCGGCUCACGAAGGCCCUCAAGCUCUGCUAAGCGUGACCGUUCAAUCUGCCACGGCUUGGUGCGAUGGCUAUACCGUCCCGCUGCUGGUACCCCUAACCGGCUGGCUUCCAUCUCCGCUGCCGUCGCAGAUUCGAUGCAUGACCGUGCCUGGACCGGGUCCGUUUCGUUGUAUCGAAGUUUCGCCCUCGAAGCAACACCUUAUCCUCUCGCCCAAAGUCGGCGACCCUCAGCUGUGGCACAUCAUGAGCAACAGUCUGGUUCACACGUUCCGGGGUCACAGUGGUCCGGUAACAUUCAUGAAGGUGCAAUCGCAGUACCUCCUCACAGCAUCCGAGGACACAUCCGUUAUCGUAUGGGACAUGCAAACACUGACGAUGAAAUUGAGAUUAUGCGAACACAUAGCACCAGUGAUCUGUGUCACAUUAGCACUGAAUAACAAAUACAUUAUCAGCGGCGGGGACGACUCCAGCAUCAUCGUGUCGCUGCUCGAAAGCGGGAAGCCGGUCGCGAAAAUAGAGCACCACCGAGGUCCGGUGACGGGACUGCUCGUUGCCAUGCCCAGCGAAGUUUUGGUUUCGUCCAGUCACGAUGCUUCGGUGUGUCUGUGGUCGCUCGACGAUUUCACUCUCCUCAACUGCAUCCAGCUGGCCCAUCCGGUGCUCAGGAUUCAAAUUUCCUGUGAUUCGAUUUUUCUUCUAGCGUAUUGCGAUGACAAUGGAAUCUACCUACGGGCACUCGCUACCGGAACCGAUUUACACGCCCUGAAAGGACAUAAAUCGAAGGUACGCGCCCUCUGCAUUGCCAUGGACAGCCAACGAGCGAUCGUGGGUUGCGAUGAUACCCGUGCCCAGAUUUACGAUAUGCAUUCCGGCAGAAUCAUCCGAUCUCUGCCUCCAAAUCCGGGCCCAGUAACGGCCGUGUACGUAAUGGAAAAGGACGAUUACCUUGUCACGGCCGGUGGCAACAAGAUCACCUUCUACUCAUUCCGCAACGAAGAUUCCAUCGCCAAUUACUAUCCGAAGAAAAAGAAAAUGAUGAAGAAGUUCUCCAAAAGUCGUGCUGCCCUAGCGGCUACAGCAAGUCCGGUGAUUUGUUUUGAUAUUUCUCGUGACUCUACCAUGGCAGCUGUUGCAUCUAGUCGAUGUAUUCAAAUAUGGCAACUGAACACCCCGGAAUUGACAUCGAUUCUGGAAGGACACAGUGGAACAGUAACGUGCGUGAAUUUUGCGCCCAACUGCGAAUAUGUAGCAUCCGGAUCUGAGGACAAGACUGUGAAUGUUUGGAGUUUGGCACUGGGUACAAUCGCUGUAACGUUCAAAGGUCACAACACUUUCGUUACGUCCGUUACGUUCAUGAUGGACUCGAGGCGUAUAAUAUCCGCUGAUCGAGACAGCUCUCUGUUUGUGUGGAUGGCCGACUCCGGCACAAUUCUACAAACCGUCCAGGGUCCGUUUAAGUGUUUGGCCGUGACAAACAAUAUGAAGUUCGCUGUUUGUACCAACGGCGAUACAAGCCUUCGAAUAUGGUCGCUAACGAGAGAGGAUGAAAAAUUCACAGUUUCACAUUCCGCUGAAAUCACGUGUUUCGUAAUAACAGCUGAUUCGUUGUAUCUGAUAUCCGGCUCGAAAGAUAUGUCCUUGAAGGUGUGGCAAGCUUCGGGCGGGAAACUUGCACAAGUUUUAGUUGGGCAUACGGAUGCCGUUACCUGUGUGGCAGUAUCCGUGACCAACAAAAGCCAGGUGAUAUCCGGUUCGAAAGACUCAAACCUUAUCAUAUGGGAUAUUCAUACGGGCGAGGAGAUUCAUACGCUAGCGGGACACUUAGCUCCAGUUAGUUGUGUUAAGGUUUCAGCGGACGGUUCCACAGCGGUUUCCGGGAGCGACGACAAAACGUUGAUCGUUUGGGAAACGAAGCGUGGUCUUGCACUUACAUCACUUCAACUACACGUCCAGUUCACGCGGUUCGAUAUUAGUCUCGAGUGUUCCAGAAUAGUAGUACAACUGGUGGACAGCUCGUGUCUUCCAAUAAUCUGCCUACACAACUCCCCUGCCUCAUAUAUAAAACUUCCCACCUACUCGGCACCUGCCAGGGACGUUGAAGAUUUGCGACCUGCUGGUCCAAAGCGACCCGCAAGACGACUGCUCAAAAAGGAAGUGUCCCUAGACACCUACACCUGGCAGAAAAAGUACGCCCAUCUGACUUCCUCUGUAAUGAUGGCCCAGGUGGACGAAAGACUGAAAAGGCGCUUCUCGGUGUCAGCCAGUAUGGAAGAAAUUUCGAAAUUAGCCGAAUCGAAGACUCUUGAAUCUCAACAGAACCGUGGACCUGAGCAAGCCGCUCUGGCAUCGUCUCAACACUUUGACCAGUUAGAGGCCUUGUGGAAUAAACGAUCACCACCGAGGCGACGACUGAAUCAGUCGCUAUCUCGCCAAUCGUCACUCGUGGAAGACCGUAUCGACUCGUCGGACGAGGAUGAAUUCCGGGAGGAACGCGCAGACGUUCUAGCGGAUUGAAGCAAAUAAUUGUUAAGAAAUAACAUGAUUUCACCGUAUGUUUGUUGAGCGUUUUUCAUCAUAUACCAAACAUUCCAUAAUUCCAAACCUGCUCUCCCAAGCGACGACGGUGCCACUAGGCGUCAAACAUUGGAAGCAUUUCUUUCCAAAGAAAGCUUUCCCUCAGUACAGCCAUCUCUGAAAAGCUCCGUCGUCACCGCUUUUUGGUCGUUCGCCCAUCAAUAGUUAUGCCACCCCUCCCGAGAAGCAUCGUACAAUUUACAUGCAAUGCUUUGAAAAGCAAAAGCUUUGUUACAUUUGACCCGAGUGAAGAACGGUGCUCGAAUGGUGCACAGAUUGAUACUCAUUUUCGUUUAACAAUCGUAGUGGAACACGUAUAUUGAAAGCUCUCAAAAAGGCCGUGAAAUUAUGUAUUGCUACACAUUGGAGUAAUAGAAGUAAAGGCAAAUAUGUUCGGUAGUGGUAGCAAUGAUUAUGUUUAUCCUUUAUUCCAAAAACCGGGCAGUGUAAUGCAUCAGACAAAAAUAUUAUUAAAACGGUAUGUCGAUCGGUAAAAUCAGUUAUAAAUGCCCCAAUUUAACAGUAUCUAACACUGGGAUUGAUUCGUCAGGUUAUUUGAGCGGAAUUCGAUGUAAUUAGAAGUAUAUUUAUACUAUUUCGUUUAUGAUAAAUUAGUGACCCUCAAAGAUGGAAUUGUACCGAAAAAUGUGAGAAAUUGAUUAUAGAUUCGAAGAAUAAAACAUAUUUUAGUAUUACUAAAAACAAAUGAAAUGCCACCAAAAAGUGAAACUGUUCAGUAAUGUUGAAAUUAUAAAUGAAGGCAUUCCAUAGACGGAGGAUGCGGGAUACAGACAUGGUUUGUUCAAUGCUCAACAAGUAGGAUCUUUUAGUAAACUUUGGCUUGAUCAACUCAAACAGCACAAAUGUUACCAGGGAGCAGAUGAAUAAAUUUAUUUGUUUAUUUAUUUCCUUUAUUUAUUUCUUCUUCUUUGUCGCCUUCUGCCACUUUCAAUAUUUCUUGAACUAAUCGAACACUACUUGAUUGCAAAUAAUAACAAAACAAAUUUAGAAACAUCAUGCGACGUAAAGAAAUAAAUAAUAUAAAUCACGAUUCCUGAACUUCUUUUAAAAUUGUCGGACACAUAUUUGGAUUGGUCCUUUGGUGAUAGAGAUAUAGCCGUGUUUUUAAUAUGGCGUCGAUUUCUACAUUGAAUGAAAUAAAUGGUAGAAUUGAGUCUGUAUUAAAACAAUUUAAGUUCAACUGACAUUGAGUCUUAAUAAACUAAACUAAAUAUAUUUAACCCAAAGUGAGAACAAACGUUGUUGAAACUGCGCAGAACUAAUGACGAAGUCGAAGACCUCGGUAAAAUCGUUGAAGCGAUGGAUCGUUGCCGAAAUCGAAUAACAAAUGCUUUGCGUUUGAAUGUAGUGUUUGUAGUUGGAAGGUUUUAAGGAUUCAACAGCAAAAAAGCUUAUUAAAACAUCAGUUUAUUUUGCUACAUCUUCUUAACUACUUUUCAUAUCAUGAUCUGGGUGUGGAGUCGUAGCGUGGUACCCUGGCGCCCUUGGCGGAGCCUCAGAUUUGCGCCCGUUUGGUGUUGACUUUGGGUUUCUUUUCUAGUUCGACCUUCAAACAACGCUUUUUCGCUAAUGUUUGACUGUCGCUCAUUUCAUGUAAAUACCAGUCACAAAUCUUAUAACUGUAUAGUUACGAAAUCAGUUGACGCUAGGUGUUUGACAGAGAAAGUAUCUAUUCAGAAGACUGUAUAUUAGGGUGCCAAUGGCAUGUAUAGGAAACAGGUGACCAUCGAAUUUAACAACCGGACGCAACGCAACAGCAUUAGCACCUCGAAAACAGUUUCUUUACAAAAUUUUAGUUCAAUCCGACACGAUUAAGAGGUUGCGCAAAACGGCCAAAGUGCACCCUUAGAAUAUUUAAAAUGCAAACCCCGCUGAAAAUUUAUUUGUUUAAGAUGGAACUUAGAAAAUUCUAGGCUUAAGUUGAUACUGUGGUUUGAAAAGGCUGUUUUAACUUGUUUUCUAUGUCAAAUAUCUAAAAAAUGCAUGAUAUAACGGAUCUAGUAUCAUCUUGUAAAAAAUUGUUUUUACGAAAGUUGCCUCUCUGGUACUUUUAGUUUUUAAACUGAGAUUUUCAAAUAAAAAAAAAAUGUUUUUUUUCGAAUUGACACCAGAUUUCGACAUUUCAGGGAUCUCUAAAACAUUCGGCAUACAAGAAAAUAAAAACUGCAUUUGACUUCGACGCGUACUCCAUAUUCAAAAGCGAAUUUUCGAAAUUCUUCAAGCGAUUGGACGAAGUAAAUGUUUCCUGCAUUGGCGGGAUACACAAGAAAAAGAUUUUCUUACUUUGGAAUGAAUUCGAGAAAUAAAAAAUGUUGAUGACUCUUUUUGCACUGUAAAUAGUAUCGCCAAAUUGCCCUGCGUGCAGUACUGCCAACUUAUCCCAACCAUAUAUUUUAUAGAAAACUGUUUGAAAAACAACUUUUGUUCGUGGAUAGAUGUAAUAUCUAUAUGGAUACUGAAAGUUCCUUUCGCGCGCUAUCGAAAAAUAUAGGGGAACCCGGGGCUAUUCGAACCUACUUAAGCAAAUCGUCCUUUUAGGUGGAUAGAUGUGAAAAAAGUUACCGGUCAAAAGUCCUAAUUGUUAGUUUGAAACCUCAGCUACAUUUUGGUGCCAUAAAAGGUUCAUUUGCACCACUCAAUGGCAGCGCUAGGCGACGAUUUGCAAACCUCUACGUUUUUCCAUCCUUUUACAAUGUAGGGGUAAUUCGGACCUCCCUACGGGGCAAUUCAGAUAGUCAUUUUUUUAAUUUUUUUACAAUGGAAUUAUGUUUACCUGUGAAUUAGUUGCAAGAGACAAUCCUUAGAAAGCAAAAAAAAUUGCUUUACAAAAAUUUAAUCUGGUAUGUCACUGAUGUCGAUUGGCGGCCCAUGUAUUUUCUUUGCUGUGGCGUGUGCAAUUGUGUGCGCAGCCGCAAGCCGCUGAACGGUGGUUGACGGACUAGGGGGUCCGAAUAGCCCCGUACGUUCAUAUCGCACAAAAGUGGUGAGCGUCUUGAAAAUAUCUGUGUUUUCACAAAAAAUAUUCCAUAAAAUAAGAGCCUCAAGCUUUCCAAAACACUUAUUUUUUAUUUAAACUCUCAAAAUUAAUGCUUCAGAAUAGCGGUUCCACGAAUAUAUACGAUAUUCAGAUAGUCUUGUUAUUUUAUGAGAAAUCGAGAGGGUCAAAAUUACCCCCACUGUCCUAAUAGCCCCGGGUCCCCCUAAUCAUUCGGGAAAUAGGUUGAAAAUCACCCUAAAUCACACAAAGUAUUUAAUAUUUGGAAAAUUUACUUCGUAUGCUCGAAAACACAAUAUCGCCCACAACUUCUACAAAACAAAACGUUUUUCAACAAAAACACAUUGGAUAAUGGGUUUCACAUAACUUGAGGUACACAAGAAAAGGCAGCGCUAUAUGUCUAAUAGAAACGGAAAAAAGGGGAUUUCGCCAACUUACCCCAACCGCCAACUAGCCCCGGGCUCCCCUAUUCUAAUAUUCCGCAAGACGCAAAAAUAAUCAGCUGUGCCAGAUAUCUCGAAAGUUCGCCUAGAUAAGCUCAGAAAUGAGAUAUUUUGUCUAAAGCAAACAAAUUAUGUUACUGGCGAAUAAACUUUUUGAAGAACUAACCCGUUUACAUACCCGCUCACAAAGUUGAGAUCGAUGGUGUAGUUAUCGAUUCGAACUAGGCAUAUCUACUGUAUCUACUGAAGGACGGGAUUGGCUGUUUCAAAGAUCCAUUACUACAUUGAUGAUGUGUCCCUUCAAACUAGUGUCGGGUGACCUUUGGGGAGACUGCGUUGCGUUUACUUCGACAAGGAUCGUCUGCAAAAUCGGUUGUUUGUGUCGAACGUCAUGCAUGCAGUAUUGCACUAAAUACAAGCAAAUAGGUCUUUGUAGCAAUAGUUUUUUUUUCUUUCUUGAGAGGCCGCUUAAUAUAUCAGCAAGAGAAAGCUCUGCCACAAAUCCGAAUCACAGACAUUUGAGAAAAAACAAGGAGCUUCCAACACUUUCGGGAACACCGAAAAUCUCAUGUGAUGUUUCCAUCAGAGAUUCAACUUAGUGCAGGAUCGGUUGGACCUAGGAUGGGAAUUAGCAACUUUGUCAUAUUGCGAAAGUCCUCCGAUCAGCAAGGAGACUUCAAUUUUCACGGUAUGUCAUAUGGUUAUCUUAUCGAUGAUAAAAAGGUAGUCUGCUUUAUUGCCCAUGACAUUUCCGUUCCCUUUGUUUCUAUGAAACUGAGGAAACGAGCGGAAAAUGUUUGCAAUAAUUUUUGCUAUUUUUAUUGACAUUUGAAGUCUUUGUCUUGUUAUUUGUUUAUUCUGUAUUUUGGUCUUCUGGUGCCUUUGGUAGAGUCAUAGCUAUGCGCCUUGUUGCUGUCUACUUUGGCUUUCUUUUUCAGUUCGAUUUUCAAAUAAUAAUUUUGUGUGCACCUGAGAAUGAAACCUCUAUCCUGACUUAUGUUAUGGCUAAACCUCUCUUAUUUUAUGAAGCAGAUCAAGAGUUAGGCGCCCUCCCUAUGGCCCUUUGCGGGGACCAACCUGGACAAACGCACGCUACGGCUCUGGCUAAAACCUUGAUUUUUUUACGUAAACUAUGACUAUAAUAUAUCAAAUUGAGUCAGAGUAAAAAUAUAAUCUCAGAAGAUGAAGUUUUUGAGACAAAUGUAAUAUUUCGCAAAUUUCAACAUCCUUUUAAAGACUUAUACCAAAGUUUACUCUAAAAUGCAUCCAUACAAACCUAUCCUGGAUUAGGUUCACGCAAAGAGCUUUAAAAUUGUGAUUGUUUCAAGGUAAAAUAUGAAACAUAUCAAAAAUAUGUAUCUUAUUUCCUGUCCCUACCACAACCCUUUCAGAAACAUUAAACAGAAUUAGAUUUCAUUCAGAGUUAGAGAGAUUUUAAAAUUUCGACCUAUUUGUUCGGACCGAUUUUCAAAACCCAUUUUAGCCAACUUUAAAAUAGAAAUCUUAUAUUUGACCGAAAUCCAUGCCAUACAUGCACAGACAAAAGCUGGAAUUCAUUCAAAAAUGAUUUUAUUUUGUUUGUGUAAAGUCGCUACCCUUAAGGUGAAACAGUACAAUACAAAUUCUAAUCAAAACAAUGCUACUAUAAUUAAGUAAACACGACCUCCACUUUGUUUACAGUCGGUUCCGACAACAUGUUGAUGUACGCUCGUCCUGGCAUGCCGAAGACAUGCCAAAGAUUCGCACUUAUAAUGGCAAAAGAUCUUGACUCCUGCGGUAGAAGACAAAGGGUUAUGUCGCUGGGAAACUCUAAGCUUGCUUAUAUGACCCUAGUCUACGCUUUUCUAAACUUUUUUCUAUCAACUCCUUGCUCUCCCUUAAGUACUAUGGCUCUUAAUAUUGAAAAAUACACUUCACCUUCCAGUCACUUGCUAAUUAAACGUCUUUCCAACAGUUUGUUUACUAAAUUUUACAGUUACUGCGUAAUACUAUGUUCACACUACAGAGUUAAAACACGUUAUAAUAAUUAGCAACAAGAAAAAUGUCAUCAAGAUAACGUUAAAACACGUUUUAACUCGUAGUGUGAACGUAGUAUAAGAUAUCAUGGAACAGUUUCAGAAACAUUUAAUAAUAUAUUUUAACCGGUUCAAAAUAUUUACUGAAUCUUAAGCUAACUGAACAAAUUCAGCGUCUAACAAACCAAUCUUUCCACUCGACUUCUCUCUUUUGUACUCUAGUGAAACACGCAUAGAUCAACCUGCAAUGUUCUAAGUUGUACAUGGAUUCUUGCCAUUAAUCUAGCUAUAAAGUAGUUAUUUAAAAUUAAUAUCAGUAAUAACCAUGCGUCUCCAUUGCCUUUUUUAAUUUUGACUGAUUACCCAAAGUUCGUAUAAGGGAGCUGCAUAAGCUUCUCGUUUUAAGUAAUUUUUCGAUACGUUUCGUGUUCUAAGAGUGGCUUAAGUAGCUUUCAAGUUCCAUUAAAGCUUAAUCAGCUGGAAAGUUUGCUAAGAACUUGAUGUGAACUUUAAAGUGUGCAUUUAAGUAUUUUCCGAACUUUUGGUUGCUUGGGUAUCGCAAGCUUUCGCAAAACUAGCUUUUUUGUCAUUUUGAAGAAAAAAUUCAAGUUUUCGCAUGAGUAUAGUGCGAUCGCGGGCAUUCUCGACGUCGUUUUUUGACAUUAGAUGUCGUGUUCAAAGAAAUUUCUUGUUAAACAACUACAAAAAUAUCACAUUCUCCGGUGUGAGUAGUGGUUAUUGGUUUGAAAACAAUAAGUUGCGCUAUUUUUGGAGACGGGGAAUCGCGCGUUCCGAUGUAUCGCUGGAAGUGAAACUUCUAUCCAAAUAACAUACAGGUUACUUACCUAAGGGCCUAAUUCACCUUCCCUGUUAGGACCAUAAUCAAAACGUAAUUAUGCAAGUACGCUCUCAUUUGAGAAAACUUUCCGCCCAAAAAACUCGACUCCUGCAUAGACUAUCGGUAUAUCCACCAUUUUUCAUAAAUUUUGUUAAAUAUCCUAAUAAAACUAAGUUCUGCGAAUUUUCAGGCCACUCUGACCAGUUGAUCAAGUCAAGGUUCAAGAAUAGUAGUAAUAUCGUGCGAAUCAUGUAGUAAAAUCGGUGUCCACAGUUAAUGUAAGUGCAGCAAAAAAGAAUAAACCGCCAAAAUCGGAAACAUUUUUCAGCUUUCAACAAUAUUGACUUUCAUACGAAAUCAGAGAAUUGUGCCUCAUCAUCAGGCCGAACACAAAGCUUGAAUAACGAAAAAAAAUGAUUUAACAAAACUCAGAAACACUCACAAUCACAAGUGUAAGGACCGUUCGGAACGAUGAGCAGCCUCAAGGAAACCAGUCAGCAAAUGCGAAUAAAUACAAUUAGAUGAACGUAAUGUGUAUCUAUCCAUUCCAGCAAUAAAUGUGGCAAUUAACCGAGAGAAGAAGUAAGAAACAAAAACCAAAAAUAGCGAAUAAUGAAUGUGUAGAUGAAAGUGUCCAUCAUGUUGUAUGUUCAGUGCAUAAAAGAAUCCAACCACCUUGUAAUAUGGAUGUAAAAUUUAUCGAUUGUAUCCCACAGUAAACUGUAAGACUAUCUUUAGAAGAAUGAGAUCUGAUUUUAAAUAAUACGAUAGCGUAUGAAGAGUAUAAACAACAGUAGUGCCGUAGUGAUCCUUUUUCUAGCACCGACAAUCAUUCAGUCUGUUAAUCCUUUUCUAAGUGAAAACUAUAUUGAAAAGUAUCGUUAUUUUCCUGCAUCUGUGGUAGACUAAACGGUAGUUUUAAACUGAUAUUGAUAAAAGUACAGAUAGUGUACUCGUUUUUAUAGAGCUACAAAGUAAAACUAAACAUUAUAGCUUCAUUUUUGUCAAUCACCAAGCGCCUCCAUUUCUCCUUUCUUUCUCACAUCUUGAAUGUCUAAAUCUACAAAAUUAUAUAAUUCCUUUCGAACGUACAAAUUUGCACCUAGUUUCAGAGCAUUAACCCUUCUUGGCCAUUUACUACUAUACGGAACCGGAUUCGUCUCGCCUAUAGUUGUCUAGUCCAACCUAAAUGGUUUUUCAGUAUAAUGUUGCAUAGUCCAUUCUAGAAGGAAACUUAUUUGGAAAUUGCAUUUCAGAUAUAUUAUGUUUUGUUUUUCUCAGUACACAUAAAGUAAAUAAAUAUACAUACACAAGACGAAUGUUUUAUGUCGUGAAGACACAUCGAUGUGGUAGUGAAAGACAAAUAUCGAAAUAAACAAAAAUCCUGUGAACCCCUAAUAAAGUGCAUAGAGGUUAUUGUUUCCAAA